Trypanosoma cruzi is the source of this 3642-nucleotide messenger RNA. RefSeq lists its product as uncharacterized. NCBI's taxonomy places the organism in Eukaryota, Euglenozoa, Kinetoplastea, Trypanosomatida, Trypanosomatidae. The record is from RefSeq and is a predicted model, not a curated record. The transcript has a single exon. Bases 1 to 3642 code for a protein of 1213 amino acids. Gene Ontology annotation, molecular function: protein binding.
AUGCAGAAGAAGAACGCGGCCGUGCGCACCUUUUGUAGAGGUCUUUUAUUUUUGGAUCAUUGCCGUUGGGUGUACCACCACUCUUCAACACCGUCAAGAGCACCAUCGCACACAAGCAACAAAGGGCUGUUAUCCUCUCAGCUGCAUUCCUUCUCCUCAGUCACCGAUUCUUUUCUUCCAGUAACGGGGAAACCACUGCCCCACGAUGUAUCAGAAUUCUUUAUGGAACCCAUUGGAACUUCUCAGCUCCGUCCUGUGGAAUUUUGUUGUUGCAAAGAGAACGACGGGCUUGGAGUGUCAGAGGAUGGACUAAACAAACUGUUGAAUGCCUGCAUUGAUACCCCCUCGACAGCUUCAUUCGAACAUCUUAUUGCUUCUACUACGGAAAUUUACACGAAAUAUCCCUCUCGUCAUUGGUUUUUGCACAGCCGAGCAUUAGCAAACUACGGGGUUCAGUGCCUUGUUGAUCAAAAGGCAAGUCAGGCAAUUGGACUGAUUCGGCAGGCUGCCUCAAUUAUCACAUCUUUUGAGGGAGAAACAGCCGUGCUACAUCUUCGUGUGGUUCUUGCAAAUGCCUUGGCGUGUGAGGGAAAAUGUUUUGAGGCGUUGUGUGAGUAUGAGCAAGCACUUGGGGUGAUGCGGAAUUACCCGCUGGAGUCAUCUUUAACUCAGGUUGUUUCGGGAAAGGAGUCUUGCAUUUUUCUUAGUCGCAGUUAUGUUUUAGAAGACUUCGACCGUUUCUUGGCCAACGAAGAGAUGGUGCAGAGUGCGCUGAACCAGGGUAAACAAGAGUUGGAGUCCUGUUCGAACAAGGCUGAGAAGGUGCGCAUCACUUGGAUAUUGGCCCGCCUAAAUCGUCGAAUUGGAGAAAAAGAUGCGAGUCUGCUUCUUUAUACAUCCUCUUUACGCACUCUACUCGAUACGCCAGAUGUUGAAAUGGAAAUAAGGGUGAUGCAUGAUAUUGGCCUCCUGUUAUGCUUUGAGACGUUUGAUGUCGCGCAAGGGUUACCCUAUCUUCAAGCAGCGGCAGAGAUGUCCUUUGAUACCGCACUGGGGAAAUUAGAAGAGUUGAGACAGCAAAACUCGACAACAGGCCGGAAGAAUUACUCACAACAUGAAAUGCUUCCUGUGCGUCGCGCCAUCUUUACAUUGCUUGACGCAGCGGUGUGUCUCGCAGAAAAUGAGGACUUGGGAAAGGCGUUGGGUUUAUUCGAAGAGAGUAUCGCCUUGAUGAAUGAAUGUGGAAUGCAUAAGCACUCGGCCUGGGCACGCAUGAAAUACGCGGAUGCCCUUACCCAAGCUUCACUCAUCGACAAAGCUAUCCGUGUUUAUCUUGAGACCAUGGACAUAAUUCAAUCCAUGGAACACGAGGAUGAAAACCUUCAGGUGGCAUGUAUGGGCAUGAUAGUUCCAGUAACAGUGGCAGAGGUAGAGGGACGUCUUGCGCAUUGCUUUCAGAUGCAUGUGGGUGAGUAUCGGCGUGCCUGCAUACACUUUUGUUUGGCGAUUCGUCGUUGUGGGGUGCACGUACGCUCUCCAUUUAGAGCUUUUGAAGAAAAGCAUGCAGUUUCUUUGGAAGAGGUGGAUUCAGAGACACUUUGCUGGAUGCUGGAAAACUAUGCUAGCUGUUGUGAACGUGUUGGACGCAAAGAUAUUGCGGAGGAGGUUUUAGAACGUCGAGUGAGCGUGGAAAAAGCUCUUGGAGGAUCUUGUGCCUCGGCAUUACUGCGCCUUGCGCAGCUGCACGGGGCGGAAAAUGCGGCCAAGGCUGUAGAACUUUAUAUUCAACUUCUUACUUUACCAGAGGAUGGGAUUGAACCGGAUGUCUUGUUACAAUCCGCAUACGGAUUUGCCAGCGUUUGUUAUGGGUCCAAGGACGAGGAACUGGAGGUGGCACUUGCCAAGGUGACCGCAAUGUCUUGUGGAGAAAAGAAAAUAAACUCUGUCGGUGAUGUAUCUUGCGAUGGACCUGUCUCUCAAAAUCCUAAUGGCAUUGUUAUUUCAUCCUUUAAACGGUCCGCUAAAGUUAUUAUGGCUUCUCAUGCUGUGGAAAGGACGAGAUCCAAUGGCAGCAGCGAGGAUGAAUUGAAGGCUCUCAUGACACUUAGUCGAGGUGGAUUUUUUUGUCAACGACGUGGGGACGAGGCAGGGGCGGAGGAACUCUACAGUCUUGCCGUUGAAUACACACUAAUGGCAAACGUUCAUAAUGAGGAAUACGCCCGUGAACUUGCCAUUAUGCUAGCAAAUUACGCUACGGUCAUGGCCCACAAAGACAUGCAAAAGGCCCAGGAACUCUACAAUCGAGCUGUUGAAAUUUGUCCGACAGAGGAAAAUGUCUCAGCCGCUGCCGCUUCCUUCUUUGUGUUGACAGCAAACUACGCUGCUGGUCGGGCAUGUAUUCAGCGAAUGAUUGAUGCAGUCACAGAUCGAGUGGUCAUUUCUCGGUUAUAUGGCAAAAUAGCCUGGCUUGGUGUGGUUUGUUGGGAUGAGCUGGCGCUAAGUGUGCGCCAGGAGUGUCUCCAACAUUUGCUUUUUGCCUUGGGUUUGGAGCCAAACAAUUUUUUUUUGACUCUCACGGAUUGCCAUGUGACUCCAUUAGGAGGUUCCGUGAGUGUGGAAUUUAAGCAAGACCUUCUUAGUGGUAUAUCUUCAUCACCCGAUCCAGAUACAGUGAGCCUUGCUUGUUACGUAGCACAGACCAAAUUGCCUCAUGACGCAAAGUUCAUCAACACCUGCUACAAGACGGCUGUAAUGCGCUUUUCGUACAGCACAACUUUGCUUGUGAAUUAUGCCAAGUUCUGUGCCGAUUAUGGUGCAGGCACGCUUGCCCGAAAGUAUUAUGCAGCGGCAUUCUGUUACUGUCACAAGGAUCCUCGCAGUAACGAGUGUUAUGCAGAUUAUCUUGCCUUUUUGAACAGAGGGGAGCAACAGCAUGUGCCACUGCAACAAGAGCAAAUUGUUGCCGGUGAGAGUCUUGCGCGGUACCAAGUGGAGCGAAGUACUUGUGAUAUGAGCAGACAUGUUCGCGGACAGACUCUUACUCUUUAUGGGAAAUACCUUGCGACUUUUAUGCCAUCGCCAAGCGUUCCUGCUUUACUUUUUGAAGAAGCUUUAAGACGAAAUGCAGCAGAUUCCCGCGCCACUGCCCUUUACGGUUCUUUCUUGUGGAAUGUUUGUGUUCGUGCACUCGACGCGAACUGCACUUCUGACGUGAAGGAAAAGAUUGCGGUGAAGGUGGAGACCUUGUAUCGGGAGGGAUUAAGGCACCAACCCCAGAAUGUCCUUCUGUUAACUUCCCUGGGUGCUUUUUAUGUAAGUAUGGGAAAUCGAUUUGACGAUGCUGUAUGUGUUCUAGAUCAGGCGCGCAAGCUAAGCCCGCAUAAUGUGGUGGUGAAUCGGCUUUUGUGCGCCGCGUUUCAUGAGGAGUGGAUGGAGGAAGAAAAGAGAAUGACCGCAAAAUCGAAUGCACGUUUGCAAAGCUUGCUGGAGACCACGCGUCAACUGUAUGAAGUAGCCGUCCAGCUGGAUCCGUCUGACCGGCUGACUUUGACACGGUAUUGCCAAUUUGCUCUUCACGGGCUUCAGAACGCAGCUCUCGCGGCUGAACUAAUGCAGCGAUUGCGAGGGCUUCCAAAAGCAUAG